Messenger RNA from Brassica oleracea var. oleracea, 1752 nucleotides. RefSeq lists its product as uncharacterized. The record is from RefSeq and is a predicted model, not a curated record. Bases 1 to 1752 code for a protein of 583 amino acids. Lineage: Eukaryota; Viridiplantae; Streptophyta; Magnoliopsida; Brassicales; Brassicaceae. The transcript has 3 exons.
AUGGGGCUAGAAGGUCAGGAGAAUAGCACUGCAGAGAUAAACACCAAGGUGGAUAACAUGUAUGGAGAACAUAAUGGGAAGUUUGAAGCUUUGAACACCCAUUUGAAAGUUUUGAAAAAGCAAGUUGCUCAAACCGCCUCCAGCAGCAGAACAGCACCUGGAUUUCUACCAGGGAAGUCAGAGACGAAUCCCAAGGAGUUUGUGAAUGCUGUAACACUUAGGAGUGGAAAAACGAUCGAAGGAUCGAAUAAGAAAGAGAUCGACAGAUCUCAGGAACAGAUCGACCGAUCCAAGGGGAAGGAGAUCGAUCGAUCCGGUCCUUCUGGAUCGACCGAUCCCGUGUCAACAAAGCCAAAUUCCUCUGAACCUGAAGAGGUGUAUGUGGCGCCUCCUGCUUAUGUUCCUAAGGCUCCAUACCCAUCCAGACCAAGGCAGAAGAUCAAAGAACGUGAGUACGAGAAGCUAAAGAACCUUGUUGGGGAGUUACAUGUGAGAUUGCCAUUCGUUGAAGCGGUGAAGAUGGUACCUUCUCUUAAAAGGUACAUGAAGGAGAUUCUUACCGAUAAGAUGAGCCUAGAGCGGGGUGUGUUGAUGCUCAAUGAGGAGUGUAGCGCAGUUCUACAAAAUGUCAUGCCUAAAAAGCGUGAAGAUCCCGGAGCAUUUGUUCUACCAUGCCGCAUUGGAUCACUUACUUUUGAGAAGAGUCUCUGCGAUCUGGGUUCAGGAGUGAGCCUAAUGCCUUUCUCUGUCUCUGAGAGACUAGGCAUGACGAACUACAAACCUACAAGGAUAUCCUUGGUCCUUGCUGACCGAUCAGUGCGAAGACCAGUCGGUGUACUAAAAAACAUCCCUGUUGGUGUUGGAAAGGGAUACGUGCUUACCGAUUUUGUAGUUCUGGAGCAGGAAGAGGAACCUAAAGAUCCUCUCAUUUUGGGCAGACCAUUUUUAGCUACUGCUGGAGCCAUGAUUGAUGUACAGAAUGGGCAUAUAGACUUACGUCUAGGAGACAUGGCGAUGAGAUACAAUGUGGAGAAGGUGCUGAAAAAUCCGACUAUUGAUGGACAGACUUUCUGGGUUGAUACAUUGACUGAACUGGUGGAGGAAAUGGAUGAAGAGUUGCACACUGAUGAUCCUCUACAAGUCGCAUUGACCCAAAGGGAGAGUGAGUUCGGGUUCAUGAACCAAGAAGUGGUUGGAUUUUCUGAGAUUUUGGAUCCAGCCUCACCGAUUGAGAAGCAUGUCGCCUAUGUCAGCCUUGAAGACUCAGGCACCGAUAAAACCGUCAAACCGUCAUCCUCCCAACCAGAUUGGAGUGAGGAGAAUGCUCCAAAGGUGGAACUUAAAGCCCUCCCAGCUGGGCUGAGGUAUGCAUUCUUGGGACCGAAUUCCACAUAUCCUGUUAUUAUUUGUGCUAACCUGAAUAAUGUGGAGACCGCUUUGCUUCUUUCAAAAUUGCGAAAGUAUAGAAAAGCAUUGGGGUACUCUUUGGAUGAUAUUACAGGCAUGUAUCACGAUCAGGCAGAGAUCGAUCGAUCAAACAGAAACAGAACGGGCGAUCCAUGUAAAAGAUUGUUCGAUCCGGGUGAGAGACAGAAGAAGAAGGGAUGCGCAUCACAGCCAGCUGUUUCUGGAGAUAGCGAUGACGACUCAAGCGCUCACGACACCGCUGCUGGACCUGAGGCAGCGGAGGACUCUGAUGAUGAUGGAGCAUUGGAGAGGCGCCUGAAGAGGCGCACUGACCGCAACGCCUGA